AUGGCUAAAAAUCAAGUGGCUGCGGCACACAAGAUUGCCGUACUGAGUGGCGACGGCAUCGGACCCGAGAUCACCGACGCAUGCCUCAAGGUGCUGACGGCGGCGGCCCGGGCCGAGGGCGAGGAGCUUGUAUACACCGAGGCGCUGAUUGGCGGCGCAGCCAUCGAUGCCACAGGCGACCCGUACCCCGCAGAGACGGAGCAGAUCUGCAAGAGCAGCGACGCGGUGCUGCUGGCGUGCAUCGGCGGGUACAAGUGGGACUCGCUGCCCAACGCGCAGCGCCCCGAGAAGGGCCUGUUGCGCCUGCGCUCCUCCCUCAACGCCUUUGCCAACCUGCGCCCCGCGGUGGUGCUGCCCCAGCUGGCCGACGCCUCCACCCUGAAGCGGGAGGUGGUGGAGGGCGUGGACAUCAUGAUUGUGCGGGAGCUGGUGGGCGGCAUCUACUUUGGAGAGCCUCGGGGCUUUGAGGAGCGCAAUGGCGAGCGGGUGGGCUUCAACACGGAUGUGUACAGCGAGAGCGAGGUGGAGCGCAUCUCCCGGGUGGCGUUUGAGGCGGCCAUGAAGCGCGGCAAGCGGCUGUGCAGCGUGGAGAAGAGCAACGUGCUCGAGGUCAGCCAGCUGUGGAAGGAGGUGGUGACUCGGGUGGCCGAGGACUACCCCGAGGUGGAGCUGAGCCACAUGUACAUCGACAAUGCGGCGAUGCAGCUGAUCCGCAACCCCAAGUACUUUGACACCAUCGUCACCGGCAACAUCUUUGGGGACAUCCUGUCGGACGAGGCCUCCAUGCUGACCGGCUCCCUGGGCAUGCUGCCCUCCGCCUCCAUCAGCGAGCCGGGCAAGCCGGGCAUCUACGAGCCGGUGCACGGCUCCGCGCCCGACAUUGCGGGCGAGGACAAGGCCAACCCGCUGGCCAUGGUGCUGAGCGCGGCCAUGAUGUGCCGCUACGGCCUGGGCCUGCCGCGCGUGGCGCAGCGGCUGGAGGCGGCGGUGACGGCGGCGCUGGAUGCUGGCUACCGCACCGGCGACAUCAUGCAGCCCGGCUGCUCCCAGGUCGGCUGCCGGCAAAUGGGGGAGGUGGUGCUGCAGCAGCUGGAGAAGGCCUUUGCCAAGGCCGACCCGCUGGAGGCGGCACGGCUGGAGUACUGCGAGACUGUGGACCCCUCGGCCAAGGAGUGCAAGGUGUUCGACGAGUGAGCGGGAGCAGCGGCGGCGCCGGCACCAUGCCUGCGCUGCUGGCCCGGUUUGCGGCACGCUCGCUGAGGCUUGGCUUGCAGUCCCUUGUAAUUGGC
Molecule: messenger RNA, 1289 nt
Organism: Chlorella variabilis
Lineage: Eukaryota; Viridiplantae; Chlorophyta; Trebouxiophyceae; Chlorellales; Chlorellaceae
Exons: 7
Coding region: 1-1194 (397 amino acids)
Biological process (GO): L-leucine biosynthetic process
Cellular component (GO): cytosol
Molecular function (GO): 3-isopropylmalate dehydrogenase activity; magnesium ion binding; NAD binding
Source: RefSeq, a predicted model, not a curated record